AUGACAGACCAGACAGAUGAACAGGCGGUAUUGAGUUCUUCAACUGGUAAUGUGAAUCAAGGGAAAAAGGCUGAUGUUCCUGUAUCAUCUAAAUCAGGGAGUAAUUCUGAACCUUCACCUAUUGUAUUGAAUAAAAUCCCCUAUCCCCAGAACUUUCAGAAAAAGAAAUUGAAUGAUCAAUUGGUUAAAUUUUUGGAUAUUUUUAAGAAGCUUCACAUUAAUAUUCUUUUUGCAAAUGCGUUGGAACAUAUGCCAAACUAUGUGAAGUCCAUGAAGUAUAAGACAGUUAGCUUAAAUGAGGAAUGUAAUGCUAUAUUGCAAAAGAAGCUACUGCAAAAAUUAAAGGAUCCUGGGAAUUUCAUUCCCCAAACUAGACAUAGGAGAGGUACAGCCGACGACGAUCUCAUUGCAGUUGGAAGAUUGUUCCCCACUUACCCUCGUGGUGUAGUAGAGGAUGUUCUGGUUAAAGUCGGUGAUUUCAUCUUCCUAGCAAAUUUGGUGGUCCUAGACAUGGAAGAAGCUAAAAUUCCCAUCAUCCUUGGACGACCAUUCCUAGCCACAAGCAGAGAUUUGAUUGAGGUUUAUGAUGGCAAGGUUAUACUUCGGGUGAAUGAUGAAGAGUGUGGGAGAAAAUUAUAUAUUUCAGGUGCUAUUGUGCAUGGAAUGAUGAAGCCACCUUGA
Benincasa hispida (wax gourd) is the source of this 681-nucleotide messenger RNA. The record is from RefSeq and is a predicted model, not a curated record. Lineage: Eukaryota; Viridiplantae; Streptophyta; Magnoliopsida; Cucurbitales; Cucurbitaceae.